ACGCACUUGUCCCGGUUAGCCAAUCACCGGGCGACGACACAGGCGCAAACAGCGCUAAUCUGCUAAAGCCGGCGGAGCCGACAGUCCAGCGGCACAAGUGAACGCAUCUCGGAGGCACCUGGAGUACGGCCGCCUGCCCGACUGUGUUCGGCUGAUUGGAAAGAGCCGAGGCGCGUGCGCGCGAGCGAGCGAGCCUCCGCCGAUCUCGUCCGAAGAACAGACCCCAAGUCCAACUUUAUCGUCGCUUUGGGCUUACACCAGUCCGCAGCACGUGACCAUGCUACAGAUGCAACGCUUCUUGUGUUCUCGGUUACAGAUCAGAAGCUCCGGGACGCGAAAGAAUUAAAACGUGUUGACACAUCUUCUUGCCUUUCCUGCCCUUGUCGAACUAACGUGUCUCGCUGCGAAGGCUGUCACCCCGGUCCAUCCUGAAAUACCUAAUCGCUAUCCUGCUCGCCGGUAUGCUUGCGUUUCUUGCCGGAGUGGUCUGCUUCUUCGCUUUUGGAGGGGGAGGCUCCGUGACACGGGCUGAGGAGGAGAAAAGUGCCCGCUUCGUGUGCACCUCCAUCCCCAUUGAAGCUGACCCCAGCUGCCCUCUACCUCCGAUGCCCAUGCAGAACACGAGUCCGCAAGAGGACGACCUCAGGGCUACCGUCAUCCAGCUGCGGGAAACCAUACUGCAGCAGAAAGAAACCAUCGUCAACCAAAGGGAGACGAUCAAGGAGCUCACGAGCAAACUGAACCAGUGCGAGAACGGCGAUCUCAAAGGCAGCCAGGGGGCCCGAAGGAAAGACUACAGCAAAUCUGGGAAAGACACCAUGGGGGACCUGCCUCGGGACCCCAGCGAGACCAUCGACCAGCUCGGACGGACCAUGCAGGCCCUGAAGGACAGACUGGAGAACCUCGAGCAACAACAGCUGAGAGCCAACACGUCCGGAGCCUCCUUCCCUAACGAACUGAGAGAUCUGCUCCAGAGGCGCCUGUCCGAUUUGGAGAAUCAGCUGUUGAGUAAAGUGGCCGAACUGGAAGAUGAGAAAAGCCUUCUGUACAACGAGACCACCGCUCACCGCCAGAGGACCGAGAACACCCUCAACUCGCUGCUGGAGAGGAUCACCGAACUGGAGAAAGGGACCAGCGGCUUCAAGUCUCCCGAGGACUUCAAGGUUUCCCUCCCGCUGCGCACGAACUACCUGUACGGCAAAAUCAAGAAGGCCAUGCCGGAGAUGUACGCCUUCACGGUGUGCAUGUGGCUCAAGUCGAGCGCCAGCCCCGGGAUCGGCACCCCGUUCUCGUACGCUGUCCCCGGGCAGGCCAAUGAGAUCGUCUUAAUCGAAUGGGGCAACAACCCCAUUGAGCUGUUAAUCAAUGACAAGGUGGCUCAGCUCCCCCUGACAGUCAGCGAUGGCCGGUGGCACCACAUCUGCAUUACUUGGACAACCCGGGAUGGCCUUUGGGAGGCAUACCAAGACGGAGAGAAGCUGGGCACAGGGGAGAACCUGGCCCCCUGGCACCCAAUUAAGCCUGGCGGCGUGAUCAUUCUGGGUCAGGAGCAGGAUACCGUCGGAGGGCGCUUUGAUGCCACCCAGGCCUUUGUAGGAGAGAUCAGCCAGUUCAAUAUCUGGGACCGGGUCCUGUCUGCCCAGGACAUCAUGAAGAUGGCAAACUGCACCUCCAACAUGCCUGGCAACGUCGUGCCCUGGAUCGACAACAACGUCGAAGUCUUUGGCGGGGCGACCAAAUGGGCACUAGAGACCUGCGAGGAGCGCAUCUUUGAAUCCUAACUGCAAACCCUGAACACUCUCCAUUAAAAGAAGACAAUCGUGUAAA
Messenger RNA from Erpetoichthys calabaricus (reedfish), 1827 nucleotides. RefSeq names its product neuronal pentraxin-2-like. The coding region runs from base 462 to 1781 and encodes 439 amino acids. The record is from RefSeq and is a predicted model, not a curated record. The transcript is spliced from 5 exons. Lineage: Eukaryota; Metazoa; Chordata; Cladistia; Polypteriformes; Polypteridae.